Molecule: messenger RNA, 754 nt
Organism: Guyanagaster necrorhizus
Lineage: Eukaryota; Fungi; Basidiomycota; Agaricomycetes; Agaricales; Physalacriaceae
Exons: 2
Source: RefSeq, a predicted model, not a curated record
AUGCCUGUCGAUAUCCAGGCCAAUUUCAUGACAGAACGUAUUCAAGACAAGUUCGUCGCAAAGGCAGCCUGGACGGCAAAUACUGUCUUCUUUCCUUCUGACUCUGAUAACUUACCGACGUCGUACAUCCCGGUCGUAUCUACCUUCAUUGAUCACCAGAAAGUUGAAGUCGGCAAUUACUACAUGGUACAGUUGAAGAGCUGCGAUGGUACCAUCCAUGAAGCGGUCAUUUACGUUCACUCCGUCCACUAUCCCCAAGAUCCUCCUGACGAAGCGUCGAACGGCGCGGUGCUAGGCCUAUCUCGGUACAUCAAAUGGAUCCUUGUCCAUCCUGACGCGCCCGAUGACGGUCUCUUUCUUCUGUUUACAGGAGAUGAGCUCAGGAUCGGAAUUCGCUGGGACUCAGAGACGUUCAGUGCAAGAGCGAUUGUCAAAGUCCACGAAUAUGUGCAGGUCACCCAUAAACUGGAGUCAGCCACUACUGGUGCCACUCGCCGUUUUAUUUGUAACUGGGCUCUUCAGCACACCCGUGUGUGCAAACCAGGAACUAUAGAGAGUUUCGUCGCAGUUCCCGAGGACCUUGGUACUCGAAAACUUGGGCUAAAGAAAUUCACCCCGCACAGAAUAGAUUCUCUAAAUUUCGGCGACCUGUUUUGUGGAGUCGGAGGCGCGUUUUGCGGUUUCAAAGAUGCUGGCUUUACUUCUCAGUUUGGCGCCGAAGCAAGCGACGCAGCAGGAGAAGCUUUUCGGGUAU